Molecule: messenger RNA, 1994 nt
Organism: Cephus cinctus (wheat stem sawfly)
Lineage: Eukaryota; Metazoa; Arthropoda; Insecta; Hymenoptera; Cephidae
Product: sialin
Exons: 6
Coding region: 369-1925 (518 amino acids)
Biological process (GO): monoatomic anion transport; transmembrane transport
Cellular component (GO): plasma membrane
Molecular function (GO): transmembrane transporter activity
Source: RefSeq, a predicted model, not a curated record
AAAAAUAUUUUAGAAAGUAGUAUAUGCUAUGUAGAUCAAUAAGGUCGAUCAUAAAAUUGACUUGAAUAAUUAAUAUUAGCAUAUCAUACAUAUCGGAGGAAAUGCUUACAAGGUAUCUCUGGUACAAAGAUAAAUAUUGUCAUUGUGGUGCAAAGUAAAAUUCUAUACAGCGACUGAUAUUAUUUAAAUAUUUCGAAUUUAAACAAUUUUGAACGUAUCCGGUAAUAUUUCCGGGAAUCAUCGUUAUCAUCUAAUCUCGUCAUGUAACAUAAUAAAAUCAUACGUUCUUUACGUAGUUAGAUUAUCAAUCACGCGAUUGUUACGAAACCAUACAAGAAUGGAUUCCCACACGAGUUGUGAUAUGUGUAAUGCUAUUCAUCAACUGUUGGACCAGUUACAUGUUACGAUUACAAAUGCCAAUUUUGGCAGUGCCAAUGAUCAUCAGCCAAUCUGAGAACAGCACUUCUGGUGCUUGCGUACAAGACGACGAUAGUUCCAACAGAAAACGGCGAUUUCUGGAUGACGAUAAUUAUCUCUAUACAUGGAUUACCAAUGAGAAAGAUUCCAUACACCUUAAACGAUUAUCCAGGGCAUCUGAUAAUAAAGCUCUGGAAAUUGAACCUAGAGCAUAUUUGUUCUCAGGGGAGCCUUUCGACUGGUCGCCAGAGGUCAGGGGUCAACUAAUAGCAGCGUACAGUUAUGGAAAUGUUCCCGGUAAUUUCAUCGGUGGUAUUAUGGCACUAAAAUUAGGGCCCAAGAGGGCUGUUCUAUGGACCGCGCUGUUGGCCGCUUUAAUCUCUCUAAUCACUCCUCUUCUGGCGCAUGCUCAUUGGGGAGUUUUACUGAUGUCACGGGUGAUCAUAGGCUUUACGGGAGGUGUGACUUUUCCUGCGUGUCACACGAUGGUAGCAAAAUGGGCUCCGCCUGAUGAAAAACAGCGUUUCAUUUGGUCUUUGCUUGGAGGUACUUUUGGCACGAUGCUUACCUACCCCAUGAUUGCUGGUAUAGCAGGUGAUAUCAAUUGGGAAAUGGGAUGGUAUUUGCCAUCAUUAUUGAUGUUUGUCUGGAUUGGUUUUUGGGCAUUACUAGCGUAUGAUACACCAAAUGAACAUCCAGGUAUUUCGACCAAAGAGAAGGAAUAUAUAUUAAAUUCUCAAAUGGGAAUAGUGCGACAGGAAAAACCAACUUUAAAGCAAACACCCGUAAAGCAGAUAUUCACAUCAAUUCCAUUUUGGAGUCUAAUAAUGUGCCACUUUGGAAAUCUUUUCCUACUAUUCUUUUAUCAAAAUGCGAUGAUGCUCUAUUUGACAAAAGCUCUGGGUUUUAAACUUGCAAAAGGUGGUGCUAUAGCAUCUUUGCCAUGGGCUGGUCGAAUGUUAUUUGGCUUUUUCUUCAGUUGGGCUGGCGAUACAAUAAAAAAACGUAAACUCAUCUCUAUCACAGCAUUGAGAAAAGGAGCAACUAUAUUUUCCCAUCUAAUACCCGGUAUUUGCCUUAUUGCGGUUGGCUAUUUGGGCUGCUCCUUUGUUUGGGCAAAUUUCUUUUUGGUUCUUGCGCUUGGAUUUAAUGGUGCUGCCAGUAUUUCGAAUCUUUCGAAUAAUCAAGACCUGUCGCCAAAUUUUGCUGGUUUUCUUUACGGAAUCAUGAACACGAUAGGCUGUACCACUGGAAUGAUAAUUCCACCUAUGGUAGAAGCCAUCGCUGGCAGAUACGGAAAUCCCAUUAAUAAGUGGCAAAUACUUUUCUGGAUUGGUGCAGCGGUGUGUAUACUAUGCAUGCUUAUUUUUAUACUUGGAGGAAGUGGUCAAGUUCAAAGUUGGAACGAAAUUGCACCAGCAAAACGCACAGACACUGAGGUUGAAGCUGGUGCCGAGACAACUACACCGACAGGGACGAAAGUACAACCAUCUGACAUUAAGACAUAGGCGACAAAAUAGAGAAUACUAUGUUUGUUUACCCUAAAGGAAUAAAUUAUAUCUUGCAUGUUUUUUAAA